AUGUGAUCCGGUCAUGUGAUCCGUCAUUAUCAACACUGCUGUCCAUCAUGGCGGCGGCUACGUCUGUUUUCCACAGAGUGAGAACUGGCUCUAAGAUCGGAGCCCAGUAUGACCAAGACGGAAACCUCAUUCAGGUGGAAGCCCGAGAGGAUGAGGAGCAGAGCAUCAAGCUGGCAGAGAUCCUGGAGCUGCUGCUGGCUGCUGGCUACUUCAGAGCCCGGAUUAAAGGACUAUCCCCAUUUGAUAAGGUGGUAGGUGGUAUGACCUGGUGCAUCACCACCUGUAACUUCGAUAUCGAUGUGGAUCUACUUUUCCAAGAAAACUCAACCAUAGGCCAGAAAAUAGCUCUGACGGAAAAAAUAGUCUCUGUGCUACCGAAAAUGAAGUGUCCUCAUCGCCUCGAGCCCCAUCAGAUCCAAGGGCUGGAUUUUAUCCACAUUUUUCCAGUGAUACAGUGGCUGGUGAAGCGAGCCAUAGAGACCAGGGAAGAGAUGGGCGACUAUGUGAGAGCCUACUCCAUUUCUCAGUUCCAGAAGACCCACAGCCUGCCAGAGGAUGAAGAGCUCCUCCAGAGGAAAGACAAGGCUGUUAGGACCGUUCUGGAUGUGUUGGAAGUGUACAAACCCCAGAGGAAGUACAGGAGGCAGAGGGAUGCAGGGGAGCUGCUGGAUGAGGAGUCCAGGGUUCACUCCACUCUGCUGGAAUAUGGCAGAAUGUCACAUGUCCUCCUGCGUUAUGGAUUCAGCAAACAGUCCAAACAAGGCGAGGUAGGCUGCUCAAGGAUUUGUCUUUUACAAUGGAACAGUUGUUUUUUUGCUUGGAGAGUUUUGCAAAGAGUAUUUAAUUUCCCAUUUAUCACUUCUCAGCCCUAAACAGUGAGAAGCACUCCUGUAUGUCCACUCCCACCACCACUGCUACUGGGGGUUCAGUAGUGAGGCGUGUCAGGAGAAGAUUAGCAGACACAUACAUGCUGGACAAGAACACCCCUGCACUGGGAAUGGUAUCAUCCAUGUCGCUUGUAAUGACGAUUCCAACCGGACUUCUGAAAUUUGAAAAUGAGAUUUUAGCAGACUCCUUCACUAGCUUAAUGUGGCGGGUCCUGUUUCUCCACAUCAGUAGCUUUAACCUGAUCCACACAACCAAACCGGCUCGCUCACGUCUGGCACCGCUGCCAUCACCUCUCCAGUCAUAAACUCACCAGCUCCCCCUUGAGCCCAGCUACUCUCAAAGACCAUUCCAGUUAUUAGUCUGAGAUCACAGCAUGAAACUAACCUUUGCAGACAGAAUCUCAGAACUAUAGAAAGUAUAUUUCUGCUGUAGCUCAUAACUACCAUGGCUUUAUUAAUGAAGGAUCACACAGCACAGAGUCCUUCACAAUCUAUCGUCUGAUCUCUGACCAGACGUGGCUCAGCUGUAAUGUCACUGUCCUUGUUAAAACCUGCUCACCCAACUACAGGUUUUAAUCUCACUGAGGCAGAAUCGGGGGGGGGGGGGGCACUAUUCAGUGCUUUGGUAUGUUGUGUUGAUUUCUCCACAUAUGAGCACACUGCAUUUACUUUAAAGGCGGAGCAGCAGGUACUCAUACUGACAGUAUCGACAGGUUAUCUUUCAUAGUUUUCAGAGCUUAUGUCGCUCAUUAUCACUAACAGAGAGUAAUUAUAAAUGGUCAUAUUAAUAUCCAUGUAAAUAAUGUAUCUGACACCAAAACUACAAAAUCCCUCAAUAUCUUGUACAGCCUAGAACUUAAUCAGCAUGUUGCUCAGAGUAACUGCAGUGAGCGGCUCCUCCACAGUAGCACAGAGUCUCUCCCUAGCGCUAACGAUGAGGUUACAUCAUCAAGCAGUUCAAUACAGUCCCAUAGCUAUGCAGAUGACACACAAGUAUACAGUUGUGUUGAUCCAACUAACACUGAUGUCGUAUCGUCUCUGACUGCCAGUAGAGUCAGAAAGAAGUGAGCUGACCAGACUUCUGUAGCUUUUUUUAAACAAAAGAACACACAAUGGGUUCAGUCCACAGGGGAUAGACCAAUAAGAAGAGAGCCUGUAUAUGUAUAU
Anarrhichthys ocellatus (wolf-eel) is the source of this 2054-nucleotide messenger RNA. Its product is annotated as coiled-coil domain-containing protein 93-like. Lineage: Eukaryota; Metazoa; Chordata; Actinopteri; Perciformes; Anarhichadidae. The transcript is spliced from 9 exons. Gene Ontology annotation, biological process: Golgi to plasma membrane transport. The record is from RefSeq and is a predicted model, not a curated record. The coding region runs from base 48 to 872 and encodes 274 amino acids.